Messenger RNA from Fonsecaea multimorphosa CBS 102226, 588 nucleotides. RefSeq lists its product as uncharacterized. The transcript is spliced from 2 exons. Lineage: Eukaryota; Fungi; Ascomycota; Eurotiomycetes; Chaetothyriales; Herpotrichiellaceae. The record is from RefSeq and is a predicted model, not a curated record. Bases 1 to 588 code for a protein of 195 amino acids.
AUGCCAGAAGUCUCCACUGACAUCUCCCGCAAAUUCAUGCAGUGGUCGUAUAUGGAAGAACCUCAACGUAAGGUGGGGUUGUCCUUCUCCGAAGCACUAGAGCUCUGCGGCGUGGCCAUAAUAUAUCGCAUCCCCGCUCUACAACAUCAGCGUUCCGAUAUACUCAGGAAAGAUCUCGCAUCCAAGCUCUGGAAACUGGGACCAACCGAGGUCCGAAGAAUACUGGCAUUGGCUCAACCUGAAUCCUGGUUACGUCGACUUCUGGGUGCCACACUAUGUGCGAAUCAUAUCCCGAACUGGCCAAGGAACGGAAGCGAUCCGAUCUCAUGGGGCUACGAGUUGAAGGUGUCAAAACGGGAGACGCAUGCCACUUCCACGAUCACGAGACAUUCGGUACUCAAGUUGAGGAACCGAACCUCACGACUUGUCCCUAUCUCGACCACGAACCUUUAUCCGGCAGACAUGCUAGAGGAGAAAAUCAAGAAGAAGAUCAAGAAGAACAAGAAGGGGAAGGAAAAGACAAUGAUGGAGGGCAAUGCUCUGGGACUCAUUUGGGAUGAAGUGCCUCGAAGUCGUCACCUGAAGUAG